AUGGACUCGGAAGCCCGACUGGGGGAGUUGGACAUGGCGAGACCCGAGCCAAAGGAAACAGAUCCAGAGGAACCCGAGCUGGCGGAUUUGGGCUCGGUGGAACCCGAGCUGAAGGAAUUGGGCUCAUUGAAACCCGAGCUGAAGAAGUUGGGCUCAACGAAACUCGAGCUGAAGAAGUAA
Messenger RNA from Arabis nemorensis, 180 nucleotides. The record is from the annotation of a GenBank genome assembly. Lineage: Eukaryota; Viridiplantae; Streptophyta; Magnoliopsida; Brassicales; Brassicaceae.